Molecule: messenger RNA, 1884 nt
Organism: Aspergillus calidoustus
Lineage: Eukaryota; Fungi; Ascomycota; Eurotiomycetes; Eurotiales; Aspergillaceae
Source: the annotation of a GenBank genome assembly
CUAGAAUCUACUAAUUCUGCACCUAGGACUCGAGCAAGUCGUCGGAGUGGACAUACACGGCAGCGUCUACGCGCGGCAACCAGCAGCCCUUCUGCUCGUCAAGACCCUACUACAUACCGCACCCCAGUCUCCACGCGCCAUGUCACAGAUUCACCAGGUGCUGCAGCGGGCGGAGGCCACGAUGAUAUCCAAAACGAGGAGCGCAAUGGGCUGGAGAUAGCUGCCGCUGCCUUGGGCACAUCGGAACGUGCUGGAAAUGUUCCUUUCUACACGGGUUACCAAACUGGGCCAAUAUCCACCUUAUCCCUCGUUUCCACGGGCGGACCUUUACCACAGCACCUCCUCAUUCCCUCCUCCGUGUCCAACCCCCUUUGCGAGGAUGAUCGAAGCUACCUCGCAAAGAAAGGCGUCUUCAGCCUCCCGAGCCAUGAGGCCUGCAAGGUCCUGCUCCAGGCAUAUUUCCAGCAUGUGCACACCGUUAUGCCGGUCAUCGAGGCGGAUAAGAUUCUUGAAUACUUUUAUGCGGGACGACUCCGCGAGUACAAGUUGCUGCUGGUGUGGAGCAUGUUCUUUGUGGCAGUGAAUUUUGUCCCGUCCAGCAUCUGUGAGCGAGAAGGAUAUACAUCGCGAAAAGCAAUGAAGGCCGCCAUGUACACCCACGCGAAAUGCCUUUACAACAAUAGCGGAGAACGCGACAAGAUCGUGCUCUUACAAGCCUCUUUGCUACUCGGGUUCUGGCACUCUGAAGUCGAUGAGCAUGGGCAACCGUGGUACUGGACCGGCGUCGCGAUCAGUCUUGGUCAGAUUCUUGGUCUGUACCGCAAUCCCGACGCUGCACGGUACAACGCAGCCAUCACAGACCGACAACGGCAGCUUUGGCGCCGCUUGUGGUGGACUUGCUUCCUUCGCGACCGCUGGUUGAGUCUCACCCUGGGACGACCACUGCGCAUUGAUCUUGGUGACUGCGAUGUACCCCCGCCGUCUGUGGCAGAUAUGCUCUACGAUUUCCAAGAUGUGCCGGUGUUGGUUUCCGCUGGUUUUAUGCCGGACGAUCUGCCUCUGCUGGCUGGAUACUGGAUUCGCUUGAUUGACCUCACAAAGCUACUCGGGUCUGCUCUGAGCAUAAACUAUAAGGCGUGCACCCCAAAAGCUUUGCCUGACCAGGUUGACGCUCUUGAGGCGGAGAUUAUACGGCUCAAGCCAGAUCAAGUUCAGCCGGGCAGUAGUCGUGGCGCUACAUUCUACCUGCAUCAUCUGCAAUUACACUACGAAGCACUCCUCAUCACACUAUACCGACCCUACCUGACCGAUCUCUCGGACGACCUCUCCCCUGCCCAGAUACACUGGCGAAGGCGUAUCUGGCGUGAAGCCGAUGCGGCUGCAUCGCGAACCAACGAAAUCCUCGAGAGUCUAGCGCGGGAGAAUAUCCUCGACCAUGCCCUGCCCAUGACCCCACCACUCCUCAUCCCCGCAAUGCAAGUCCACCUUCUGCGGUGCCGGUCCGGCAACGCCCUAUCUAAGCACCUGCGCCUCAACAAGCUCAACGCAUGCAUGAUGGUCAUGGAGGAGUUUCAAAAAGUCUACAUCGUGGCGUCGAUCUACCGCGCCAUCUUCGCCAAGGCUAUCCAGAUGGUCUGUCCCGAGACGCGGAAACGGGAUGCGAGCCAGGCCCCGGGUACAACGGGGCUCGGAGACCCUGUUACCCAGCAGCAGCCCCUGGAGGGGCAGCAUGCUGCUGCACCUCCCUUUCCGGGACCCGAUUUGCCGGAUAUGGUGGAUGCCCUCAUGGACGAGUCGCUUCCGUUUAACUUUUGGGAGGCGUGGAAUGAUAUUGACGGCUUUGGCUCGGUAUAUCCUGACGCUCAUGUUGCGCAGGGGCUUUGA